Messenger RNA from Cotesia glomerata, 1290 nucleotides. Its product is annotated as mitochondrial basic amino acids transporter. Gene Ontology annotation, biological process: mitochondrial L-ornithine transmembrane transport. The record is from RefSeq and is a predicted model, not a curated record. The transcript is spliced from 3 exons. Bases 317 to 1201 code for a protein of 294 amino acids. NCBI's taxonomy places the organism in Eukaryota, Metazoa, Arthropoda, Insecta, Hymenoptera, Braconidae. Gene Ontology annotation, molecular function: high-affinity L-arginine transmembrane transporter activity. Gene Ontology annotation, cellular component: mitochondrion.
UAAAUUACAAAUCAGUGGUUAGUUAGCCGGGAUCGUGCUCGAAGCUUCUCCGGAUUUUCUAUUCCACAAAAUUACUUUACUUCAAUAUUGUGAAAACUAACAAAAUAAAAAUAUAAUUAGUGAUGAUAGAUUUCAUCGCAGGAUGCCUCGGAGAAAAUUUUGAUUAGGGAGUGCGGGCCUCAUUGUUGGAUAUCCACUGGAUACAAUCAAAGUGCACCUGCAAGUUCAGAACACAAAAAAUCCUACUUAUCGAGGAACAUGGCACUGUUUUCAAUCAAUUCUUCACAAAGAAUCGAUUCACGGACUUUACCGAGGAAUGUCAUCCCCACUAGCCGGCGUAGCGGCGUUAAACGCGAUAGUCUUUGGAGUGUACGCGCAAGCGCAGAAGCACAUCAUAAAGGACCCAAACAACCUAACCUCGCAUUUCUUCGCAGGCGCUCUAGCAGGUCUUGCGCAGGCUCCAAUAAUAUGUCCGCUAGAAUUAGCAAAAAUGCGACUGCAGCUUCAAGAAAAUUCAGUAAAGUCUCCAAAAAAAAUCUAUUCUGGACCCAUAACCUGCAUGAUAGAUAUCUUACGGCAAAAAGGGAUCAGGGGAGUAUUCACGGGGUUUUGGGUGACUGUAGUAAGGGAAGUACCGAGCUUAGGGCUCUAUUUUUCUACCUACGAACUCUUAACUCGCAAUAUUUACUUCAACUUCGCAAACAAAAACGAAAUAACGACCUUCCACAUGCUAAUGGCGGGCGGAUUUGCGGGGAUUGGGUCCUGGUUGUUCACCUAUCCAAUCGACGUGAUAAAAUCUCGGAUCCAAGCUGAUCAAAAUGGCCGCUACAAAGGCUCUAUUGACUGUCUGAAGAAAUCUGUGAGGGAAGAUGGCGUUAAGUGUCUCUUCCGUGGACUCAAUUCCACCAUUUUGAGAGCCUUUCCUACGAACGCUGUUACUUUUACGGUUGUUCACUGGACACUCAGGUUAUUUAAUUACGAAGAAAUAGUGAAAGAAGACUUGAAGGUUAAGGAGGAGAAAGGUAACAGUGACAAUUGUCGGCUGGUUAAAUUUUAUUUAAUGUUUGACACUAUUCUAGAUAAAAAUUUUAAUUUAUGCACAGGCGUCAAUAUUUGUCAUGAUAAUUAUUACUAUUUGAGGAAAAAUGAUUAUGAAGAAAAUUACAAUGAUUAUAAGGAUAAGUUUGUGAGAUGUUUGUAAAACAGAUCCAAAUUUUUAUACAGUAUUGUACUUUUUUAAUUUUACGAAUUUUUUACAGGUUUAAAUAUUAAUUUUUUUUUAUUGAGGAG